This is a messenger RNA of Echinostoma caproni, 780 nucleotides long. The record is from the annotation of a GenBank genome assembly. Lineage: Eukaryota; Metazoa; Platyhelminthes; Trematoda; Plagiorchiida; Echinostomatidae.
AUGCUUACUAAUCGUAUUACUGUCCCUCGUUACAUCUAUCUUGCCUAUUUUUUUCGCAACGGUGCUUGUCAUAAUCCGUCGUGUUUCUCAAUUUGCGUCUGUGCACAUGCAUCUAUGCAGCAACGUGGUCGCGUGCGACAAUUCGGUUGGUUCCCGGCCGAUUAUGUCCGAUUGAUCGUUCCUUCCGGAAGCGGUUCGUCCAAUCCAAUGCCAAGUGGAGACUCCUCAUCGUUACCCCCACCCACUGUUCCACCUGCAGCUGAGACCACUGUCACUACGACUUCUCAGGGGAAUGAGCCUGCCGCGGUGGUGCCAGUCUCCAACCCCUCAACCGGGUUGUCCAGUACCCCAUCCAUUGUCAGCCAGUCCGAUAGUCGUCCCUUAGUGGAAAUGAUGCAAGCCAUUUUCAGCUACAAAGCUGCUCACGCAGAUGAACUCACUUUUGAAGAGGGUGCAAUCAUCACGGUCCUCGGUCGGGACGAACCAGAAUGGUGGCGAGGUCGAUUGCAGUCGUCCGGCGCUGAAGGAUUAUUCCCGGUUAAUUAUGUCCGUCCUUACGCGGCGCCAAAUAACAACACAAAAUCAUCCCACGCAGGUGCUCAACGCCUGAUUCAGCAAAAUGCGACUCCACGAAUUGCCUCUAAACUUCUCGCCGCUGGUCCUGUAAUUUUCCUUAUGAACACUUGUCGUUUUCCCGAACGAUAUUGGCAGGCACCGAAGACUUUCCUGGUAGUCUUCGAUCUGGCAAGUCUGGUGUCCGGGUUCAACAUGGAUUCAUGA